UGUUCUGAUGGGUCGUUUUGUCGCAUUUUGAGCUCCUCGCAGUGAUGUGGGAGUUUCCUGGAGUAGACGAGGGUGCGGAGAAGUCAUAUCAGAUAGGGAAAAGAAGAAAUUGAGCGAGCGACGGGAGCGCGCUUAACGGCUGGAGCUUGAGGAGAGCGAGUGGUUUGGCACGAGAGCAGGAACCCUGUUAAUUUGUCCUGCGCGCUACUCUUGUCAAAACAUCAACGAGAAAUCCGUUGUCAUCUGUCCAGCUCCGUUCUGCAAACUGGACACCCUGGGAAAACGGAUUCCCUUCAAAUCAUAACCAACUUGCGCACCACCCGCAAGCACGCGUUUCAAGCAACAUUUUAACAACAACUCUCCGAACCUUCCCGCGAACGCGCAGCCCUCAUAAGGAAUAUACGUGCUUUUAGGUCACUUCUAAUAUUAAUCUUCAAGACCGCACGUCUUUUGCUUCAAUAUCCACUUUCUGACAGAAGCAUCAAGAGUUUCCGUCUUUGGAGUGGCGUAUGGAUUAUACAGGCGCUCGACGAGUUCAUUUCGCGCGUUUUUUCUAAUUGCCGCUGUUUGGUGUGGAAUAUCAACGGACUUUCUCGUUUUGGAGGUUAAAAAGGAAGUUUUAAAGGAAAUGUGUUAAGUUUUUAUUAUUGUUCCUAACCGAGUGCGUAUGAUAUUACGAUGUGUGCGGUGCUAGAUUCUUCGCCGCCCCUUUUCGACCAGAAUUAGUCCGUGUGGUCCCGGAGUAGAGGCUAGAUCCGUGUCUUCUCGUUCUCUCCUCGCUAUCCUUUCCCACAAAUGUUUUUUGUCUGUUUCUAUGGAAUAACUGGCAAGAAAAGCGACUGAAGGACCCAGUGUCUUGUGUUUUCACCCCGCCUGUAACUGACAGGCGCCUGAGGAUUGACUCUUCUCCGGAGAAUGGUCAAUGAUCGAUGGGGAACCAUGAACAGCUCAUCGGAACUCGAAGAAGGACAGCGGGGCAAAAACCAGACAUUCUGUGAGUGUGUGCCCAACUCUUCUCAACUCAAACACCGAUGGUCAGACUCAGAUACAGUCAGACAAACAACGCCCAAGAGGAUGAGUUGUAGCUAUCUGCUAUGUACCAUCCUGCUCUUCGUCGCCGUUCUCCUCGCGGUCACAGUCACGGGAACCAUUCUUCUUAUGAACCACUACCAGGCCCCGCCCAUGUCAGAUGGACCGCCCCAUAUAAGCACCAAUCAGGAUGAAGCCAAUGCACUGGUGACAGUUGAGAGGGGCGAUGGAUCGCGCAUUAAUAUCUUCAUCGAUCCCAACUGCCCUGAUUAUAACAGUAACUUUCUUCGACUGGAAGGUGUGCAGACAUCUUUGCUGCACUCGCUUACAGACCAUGAUACAGAUCUGAAAUCCGUCAAAGGUCAGGACCGCGCGCUAUUGGUCAACUUGGCAGAAGAAGUUGCGAAGCUGUCUGCCCAUGCAGGACAGCUGAAGAUGGACUAUGAGUCAUUGAGAAGAGGACAAAGCAACCUGGGACAGGACUUGAACACAUUACAGACUGAACAGAGCAGACUUAUACAGCUGCUCUCCGAGAGCCAGAUUAACAUGGUGAAGGUCGUAAACUCUGUGAGCGAUGCCCUGAAUGCUAUGCAGAAGGAAACGGGUGGUCUGAAGGCCAGGGUGAAGGCUGACCUGCAGAGGGCGCCGGUCAGAGGUGUUCGUCUUAAAGGCUGUGCUAAUGGCUCUCGUCCACGUGACUGUAGUGAUAUAUAUGCCAGUGGUCAGAGGGAAGAUGGCAUCUACUCUAUUUUUCCCACACAUUACCCUGCCGGCUUUCAGGUUUAUUGUGAUAUGAGCACGGACGGAGGUGGCUGGACGGUGAUCCAGCGUAGAGAAGAUGGAUCUGUAAACUUCUUCAGGGAGUGGGACUCAUACAGGGAAGGAUUUGGAAAAAUCACUGGAGAGCACUGGCUUGGUUUGAAACAGAUUCACGCUCUCUCCAUUCAAGGCAACUACGAACUGCGCAUAGAUCUCGAGGACUUUGAAAACAGCACGGCAUUCGCACAGUACGGCGUCUUUGGCGUUGGAUUGUUCUCAGUUGAUCCAGAAGAUGACGGUUACGCCUUAACCAUCGCUGAUUACACUGGCACCGCAGGCGAUUCCUUACUAAAGCACAACGGAAUGAAGUUCACGACAAAGGACAGAGACAACGAUCAUUCCGAAAACAACUGCGCCUCGUUCUAUCACGGCGCCUGGUGGUACCGCAACUGCCACACGUCCAACCUGAACGGCCAAUACCUGCGCGGACAGCACACCUCCUACGCCGACGGGAUCGAGUGGUCGUCCUGGACUGGAUGGCAGUACUCGCUAAAAUUCACGGAAAUGAAGAUCCGGCCAACGCGCGAAGAGAGAGAGAGCAAGUAAACAAACGAAUAAAAAAAUCAAUACUCGUAUGUGUUAAAAAGACUUAAAUCUGGAAGUUAUAAUGUGGAAAACAACAGUUGGACAGUUGUUGUCGCUCACCUGAAAGAAAGCUUGUGUUGAUAGCUUAGCAAUUUUCUGUUAUCCGUUUAGUUUGUUCAUUUGGCGGAAAAGUCACUCGUGUGUCGUGUGGCUGCUGUAAGUCCUGCCCUCCAUGUGACAAUCUUUAAUGAUCAGGCCCUCGUUUUUUGUACUCCCCAGCUAUUUUAAGUCACACUUUACAUUUUUUCAAUGAUAGUAAAUGAACCAUACCAUUAUAUUGCCCCGAGUAUUCAUGAGCAGAGGAGAAAGUACAACAAAGACGCAGUGGAACGGUUCCAAAUGCCAUUCCUGUUGCCAUAUACAUUCAUGCAUUUGGUAGACGCUUUUAUCCAAAAGUGUCUUAUGGUGCAUUCAAGCUAUACCGGUGCUCAAACCUAUGACCUUCGCGUUGCUAACCUAAUGCUCUACCAAUUCACUCAUACAGUUGCUCCACUACACUUUAUUUUUUACCAUAUCAAUAUGCUAAAACCAGCCAAAAUUUUUGUGUUUAAAGUAAGAGGGCUACAGUAGUUUAAAUACGACGGGUUUGAAAUAAGAGAGGGCGAGCUGGAAGUAAAAGAGUGAAGAGGUUUCUAUGGGAGUUUGUUUCUCAUCUGUCUGACGGGCCAUUAACAAGCAUAUUGGCCACUUUGUCUGAUCGCCAUUGCCAACAAGUGAUCAUCAGCCAAGCUCUUCAUGUCACGCAUACACAGAUGGAGGCCGGCCGCACGCGCUUAUGCGACACAGACGGAAAUAAAAUGGAAAUGUGAUAUCGUCGUCAUCGCAAGUGUGCAAUUCCGAGUCAGGAUGACAGUUUAGUGGAGCUGGAGUGUUCUUGAGGGAUCUCUUUAUCGGCUCGACGUACUCGCUGAUCGAGUGUGUUUACUUACCAAAUGCUCCCUC
Molecule: messenger RNA, 3375 nt
Organism: Misgurnus anguillicaudatus (oriental weatherfish)
Lineage: Eukaryota; Metazoa; Chordata; Actinopteri; Cypriniformes; Cobitidae
Gene: fibcd1b
Product: fibrinogen C domain containing 1b
Source: RefSeq, a predicted model, not a curated record